This is a messenger RNA of Protopolystoma xenopodis, 465 nucleotides long. The record is from the annotation of a GenBank genome assembly. NCBI's taxonomy places the organism in Eukaryota, Metazoa, Platyhelminthes, Monogenea, Polystomatidea, Polystomatidae.
AUGUGCCUCGCCCAUUUCUCAGAAUGCUGCCACUUGAGGCCAUUUGUCCUCCGAACUCGGCGAGCCGAGGACUCGAACCUCGCCGUUAGUGCUGAUGAAGAAAGAGCCGGGCAGGUUGAGAAUGCAGUCCGGUUAGGGCAUGAAAACGGCUUUCAGGAAUGCUUGCUCAAACAAAAGUGCAUUAGUUUACGUCGAUUUGGAAGUGUUGACGGCACAAAAAUGCUGCUUCAUGGCAUGUACGAGAAGAGAAUGCAGGCAGGGACAGUUUUUCCCCUUACAACAAACCCACUUUUGGCAACCAUCUACUCGCCUCAAGAUCGUUCGAAUGUGCAUUUCAUCGAAUCUGGCAGCUUGGAUGCUCUUUUUCGCCGUUUACAUGCGUCCUUUGUGCACUUUUUCAAGCUGGCCACUGCACCCCACUUGCCGACGAUUGGUCAUUUGCACAUGUUUGCCUCAAACCAAUAA